AUAUUAACACAUCCACCUGUCUAUACGUACAUACAUACAUUCUCUUCUCAAAUUCUUUUCUUUCCUUGAACUGAAAAGAACUCGUGGGAAAUCAAAACGUGUUCCACCUCGCCAAGGAAUAAAUCGCAGAAAUGGCAGCAGCAACAACAACCCAAUCCUUUGAUAUUCCCAAACAAUAUAAAGCUAUUGUUUACGACAAGCCGGGAACUAUUUCCACAAAAAUCGAGCAGUUAAAUACACCUGAGCCCGGACCCGGCGAUGUACUUGUGAGACUUACCCAUAGUGGUGUUUGCCACAGUGAUAUGGGAAUCUGUGAGAAUAGUUGGCGCGGUCUUCCUUAUCCGACGCAAGCUGGGCAAGUUGGCGGCCACGAAGGUGUUGGAGUCGUCCACAAACUAGGCCCAGGCUCAGAGAAUGGUCGAGUGAAGGUUGGUGAUCGUGUUGGAAUUAAAUGGAUCGCCUAUGCUUGUGGUUCUUGUCUUCCAUGUCUCGAGGGUAAAGAUGGAGUUUGCUUCAAUCAAAAAAUCUCUGGCUAUUAUUACCCGGGGACAUUUCAACAAUAUGCGCUCGCGCCAGCGAACUAUGUAACACCAAUUCCAGAUGCUCUGGAUUCUAAGGACGCUGCUCCUCUACUAUGUGCUGGAGUCACGACAUAUUCAGCCUUGAGAAAGAGUGAUGCUAAGAGUGGUCAAUGGGUUGUUAUCGCCGGUGCGGGCGGUGGUCUUGGCCACUUGGCUUGUCAAAUCGGAAGUCGUGGUAUGGCAAUGAGAAUCAUUGGAAUUGAUCAUGGAAGUAAGGAAGAGUUGGUGAAAGAAUGCGGCGCAGAAGUCUUCAUAGAUCUUACCAAAUUUGACGAUAAAGCGAUUGCAGAGGAAGUCAAAAGAGUCACUGGUGGGAUCGGAGCAUCUGCUGUCAUUGUGUGCACUGCUUCUAAUCGCGCUUAUUCUCAAGCGCUUAUCGCCCAAGAAUGGAACAUCAAGGGUUCGGCAGUAGGUAACCAACGUGAAGCAUUGGAGGUACUUGAGAUGGCGGCCCGGGGAAUUAUUAAGACUCGUAUUCGAAUGGAGAAGAUGGAGAACUUGACGGAGGUGUUCAAGGAGAUGUCGGAGGGUAAAAUGCAAGGAAGAGUCGUACUUGAUCUGUCAUAGUGGGAGAGAGGACGACUUGCAUUUGCCACACAUAAGUUAUCAUGCAGGGGAAAUUCUUUUGGGGAUGUCUACAAGCACCAUUAAACAGAGCUGAGAUAUGAAUGACAAACAUAUGAUGAAAAUAUGAAACGAUUUUCUGAAA
Botrytis sinoallii is the source of this 1290-nucleotide messenger RNA. RefSeq lists its product as uncharacterized. The transcript is spliced from 10 exons. Bases 132 to 1148 code for a protein of 338 amino acids. Gene Ontology annotation, molecular function: zinc ion binding; oxidoreductase activity. NCBI's taxonomy places the organism in Eukaryota, Fungi, Ascomycota, Leotiomycetes, Helotiales, Sclerotiniaceae. The record is from RefSeq and is a predicted model, not a curated record.